Caenorhabditis remanei is the source of this 2430-nucleotide messenger RNA. RefSeq lists its product as uncharacterized. NCBI's taxonomy places the organism in Eukaryota, Metazoa, Nematoda, Chromadorea, Rhabditida, Rhabditidae. The transcript is spliced from 11 exons. The record is from RefSeq and is a predicted model, not a curated record. Bases 1 to 2430 code for a protein of 809 amino acids.
AUGGAAGAUUUUGAGUAUUUCAUCCGAAGAGGCUCAGGAACAUCCCAUCAAGAUUAUGAUUUGAUCGAAGGCGUACAUCCGUUUCGUUGCUGUAUCACCUUCUCAAUUCUCACUUUUGCCUUUUCCGAAUUGUUCAGAAAGAUAUUCAAAGAAAUGAGUUGGAAUGUUGACACGCUGAUGCUAUACGAAUUCCUCAACUCGGUGACGUUUUUCAUGCUUUAUCACUCCGAAGCCGCCAUGUUCCAACAUUAUGGUUACUCCGCAAUUAUUUUUCUGUCGGCGAUUCACUUUGCGGUCAGCUUCUAUCUGAAUCGUAGAGCUGCUGCGUACACCGAUGAUCUCUAUGACCAGGAAAAGCCAGACUGGGUUACACCACCAAACACCGGAGAAGAUGGAAAGAUGCUGCGAACCAUUGGAGCGUUUCUCUCGUACAUUCCCUCUUGUUUCCUUUGGCAUCUCAUUCAACAAUAUAACGCAAUGUAUGUCACGGAACAUGUUGGAAUGUACCAGUUCACCGAUUCGCUUGUUACCAUCAUUGGAUUCGAGUUCUUCUUCAUUGCCAGUCUUCGACAAAUCGCUGAAAAAUCUCGUGUCUGGCAUCCGAUCAUCACUUGCAUGGAAAUGUUCACCGGCAACGGACAAAGCUUCGGCGGUUUCCUCUUUCAUUGUGUUAUCCUUUACGCGGGCUGGUUGAUUGCUUCUCAAUUCGCGCCGAAACGGAAGAUUGUGUCACCAUCACUUUUGAAGCUCAGAAGAAAGCGUAAGGCAGCUGUGGAGGCAGAGAAAAGGAACGGUACAGAUGCACGACUGGUUGAGAAGGCUGCUUUGGACCGAGAAAGGGAGAUGAGACAUACAGUGGAACAAGAAUUCUUGGAUGAAACACUCGGAAAUGCGGAAACUUUCUCACUAACAGUUUCAAUUUUUUAUCUGUCUCCUGAGACCGUCGAAGCCUCUCCAUUCGCUUAUCCGUUCGCUAACAGUUUCAAUUUUCGCGACUCUCGGAACAUGUCGAAGGAACCUGGGCAGAAGAUGCGAAACAUGCUCCCAUGUAAUAAGUCGGACAUUGAGGGAAUUGAUUAUUGUACAGAUGCAAAAUGUUUUUUAGGCAAACUAAUCGGGGAAGUGGAGAUCAAUACGCGUGGUUUGAAGAAGUACUCAGACGUUUUUGAAAUCACCAAAAAAAUCUUCAACCCCCGCGUAGUAAACAAAACUCAGAUUGCAGUUCUUAUCAAUUCGAACACGAUCACAAUCUUUGACACAAUACAGGGACACCGGCUGUACAACUUCGAAGUCUCCGGAGUUAAAUUCUCCUCGAAAAAUCCAUCCGAUAAAUAUCAUUUUGGGCUAGUAUACAAAGAGUCUAGACGGAAAUUCAAAUACUAUGGAAUACGCAUUCCGAAUGGCUCGGGAAUUGCGUCAGCUAUUGGGGAGAUUUGCGAUUUGGCCAGAUGCAAACGAGAAGGUGUGGAUCAAGUGAAGCAAGAGCAGGAGUAUGACAGAGAAGCCAGACAUAGCACCAUGAAAGCAGACGAAGAAGAUCUCAUUGAUUUCUAUUCCGAUUUGCCAGAAAGUGAUGAUAUUUGCGAGCAAGGGUCUUCGAGUGAACAAAAUGUGGCAUACAAUUCUGAAGCCGUAUUCGCUGAUCCAUUCGCUAACAGUUUCAAUUUUCGCGACUCUCGGAACAUGUCGAAGGAACCUGGGCAGAAGAUGCGAAACAUGCUCCCAUGUAAUAAGUCGGACAUUGAGGGAAUUGAUUAUUGUACAGAUGCAAAAUGUUUUUUAGGCAAACUAAUCGGGGAAGUGGAGAUCAAUACGCGUGGUUUGAAGAAGUACUCAGACGUUUUUGAAAUCACCAAAAAAAUCUUCAACCCCCGCGUAGUAAACAAAACUCAGAUUGCAGUUCUUAUCAAUUCGAACACGAUCACAAUCUUUGACACAAUACAGGGACACCGGCUGUACAACUUCGAAGUCUCCGGAGUUAAAUUCUCCUCGAAAAAUCCAUCCGAUAAAUAUCAUUUUGGGCUAGUAUACAAAGAGUCAAGACGGAAAUUCAAAUACUAUGGAAUACGCAUUCCGAAUGGCUCGGGAAUUGCGUCAGCUAUUGGGGAGAUUUGCGAUUUGGCCAGAUGCAAACGAGAAGGUGUGGAUCAAGUGAAGCAAGAGCAGGAGUAUAACAGAGAAGCCAGACAUAGCACCAUGAAAGCAGACGAAGAAGAUCUCAUUGAUUUCUAUUCCGAUUUGCCAGAAAGUGAUGAUAUUUGCGAGCAAGGGUCUUCGAGUGAACAAAAUGUGGCAUACAAUUCUGAAGCCGUAUUCGCUGAUCCAUUCGCUGGCGGAGUCCAACGAGAAACAAACGAUAAAAAAAUUGAACAUAGUGCUUCACUGGAGGACAAGAAGGGACACACUUUCAAGAACGAGAAGCAGUGGUAG